This is a messenger RNA of Nerophis lumbriciformis (worm pipefish), 1590 nucleotides long. RefSeq names its product pyruvate dehydrogenase complex component X (gene pdhx). Gene Ontology annotation, molecular function: acyltransferase activity. NCBI's taxonomy places the organism in Eukaryota, Metazoa, Chordata, Actinopteri, Syngnathiformes, Syngnathidae. The record is from RefSeq and is a predicted model, not a curated record. Gene Ontology annotation, cellular component: mitochondrion; pyruvate dehydrogenase complex. Gene Ontology annotation, biological process: pyruvate decarboxylation to acetyl-CoA.
GACACUGAAAACGUUCAACAUUUUUCGUCAGGCAUCUCCACCGGCACUCCUCUCUGUGUGAGGUCGACAACAUGGCGGCUUCCUUGCUUUUGGGUCGUCAAGGAAUUCUAUUUGGCCUUAAAUUAUCCAACAUUAACAAGUCGUUGUGGGCCGCACAGUCGUUACAGGAGCAUGCCAGGCAGUUCUUUCAGUCUCCAAGGAUCUUCGGUGUCACGCCAGUCAAAGUGGAAAUGCCAGCUUUGUCGCCAACCAUGGAAGAGGGGAACAUUGUCAAAUGGCUAAAGAAAGAAGGUGAGGAAGUGACAGUGGGUGAUGCCCUUUGCGAAAUUGAGACUGACAAAGCUGUUGUUACCAUGGAAUCUAAUGAUGACGGAAUCUUGGCAAAGAUCCUGAUAGAGGAGGGAAGCCGCAACGUGCGCCUGGGAACUCUCAUUGCUGUUAUGGUGGAGGAAGGACAAGACUGGAAACAAGUUGAGAUUCCUCCACCAGAUGCUGUAACAACUCCAUCUGCAGCUCCAUCUGAAACUGUUGUGCCCCCUGCCUUUCCUUCGCCACCAAAAACAGUCACCUCAGGACCGUUACGGCUUAGCCCGGCAGCAAGACACAUCCUGGAUACCCAUGGCAUUGAUCCAAAAUUGGCCACUCCCACUGGACCAAGAGGACUAAUCACUAAGGAGGAUGCAUUAAAUCUUAUGAAGAUGUCUCCUGAGCCAAAAAAAAUGCCCAUCCUGACUGUUCCACCUGUCCCGAGUCCUGCUCAGAUGCCAGCAGCUGUUCCUCCACCACCAAGCAGCAGACCCAACAUACCACCUCUAUCUGUACCAGGGAAACCUGGAGCACCGGGCACUUUCACAGAGCUCCCAGCCUCAAAUGUCCGCCGCGUGAUUGCUCAACGACUAACUCAGUCGAAAACCACCAUCCCCCAUGCUUAUGCCUCUGUUGACUGUAACAUGGCAGCUGUCAUGGCGCUACGUAAAGACUUAGCCAAAGAAAAUGUCAAAGUUUCUGUUAAUGAUUUCAUUAUCAAGGCAGCUGCUGUUACUCUUAAAGAGCUACCAGAAGUGAACGUGAACUGGUCAGGGGAUGGACCCCAAGCACUUGAUUCUAUUCACAUUUCAAUUGCUGUGGCAACCGACAAAGGACUCAUUACCCCCAUCAUCCGAGAUGCUGCAAUCAAAGGAGUUCAGGAGAUCUCAGCGAAUGCAAAGGCAUUGGCCCGAAAGGCUCGAGAUGGAAAACUUCUACCUGAGGAGUACCAGGGCGGCUCAUUCAGUAUAUCCAAUCUUGGGAUGUUUGGCAUCAGUGGCUUCAGCGCUGUGAUCAACCCACCACAGGCGUGCAUCCUCGCGGUCGGGACUUCCAGGGAAGAAUUACGCCUCUGUGAGGAUAACCAGACCCUGCGUACCCAACAGCUGAUGACUGUUACCUUGUCUAGCGACGGGCGGCUUGUCGAUGACGAACUGGCCUCGCGAUUUCUUGACAGGUUUCGUGAUAACCUAGAGGAACCUCAGCGCAUGGCUUUAGCCUGAAAUAUGAUGACCGCAAAUUGGAAAUAAAGCAGCCAUGCGUGAGAGAGUUUUGAAAAAAACA